GCGGCCUGGCGGCUUGGCGGGGACGUGUGCGGCCGCGCCUGGGUCCCUCCCCGCGCGUCUCGUGCGUCCGGCCCGGCCUGGGCGCCUCCGCGGAGCCCUGCGGGGUUCCGAGCGCCGGAGGCCCGAGCGGCCUCCCGCGGCGCUGGGGGCGGGCCGCGGAGCCUGCGUCCCGGCUCAUCCCCGGUCCCUCCCGGACUGCGCGGCGCCGCGGAGCCUUCCGAGGGCACGUCGGCUGAUUCGACAUAACCAAGGGAAAAUCAAUGAACUUGAUGACAGGGCAGUAGAAAUGACCCAAACUAAAACACAGAGAGAAAAGAGUAGAAAAAAAACAAACCCAGAGCAAAGGGUCCAAGAACCGCGGGACAACAUCAAAGUUUAACGUAUUUGCUGUUGGAAUCUCAGCGGGAGACAAGAAAGAAUGGGGCAGAAGAAAUAUUUGAAGUGAUGGCGUGUGAGGCGGAGUGCCGCCCCUUGGGUGUGUUUGAGUGCCAGCUCUGUGCCCUAACAGCUCCAUAUAGCUACGUGGGGCAGCAGCCCCCCGGCACCCAGUCUGUCGUAGGUUUGGGCCAUUCUGCCCACUGGCACCACUUCCUGUCCUGCAGCCUCCUGGAGGAGAGCUACGUCAUGAGGGACCCCUUCACCCCCAACAAGGACAGAUUCCUGAUCCUCGGCUCGAGAUGCGGCUUAUGCGGCAGGCUGGUGUGCGUGGGCCCGGAAUGCAGUUUAUUCUACUCCAAGAGAUUUUGCCUCCCCUGUGUCCGGGAGAACAUUGAUGCUUUCCCUCAGGAAAUUCAGCAAGACUUGGAGAAAAGGAAAGUCCCAUCCAAGAGGCCUGCCAGCCAGCCUGGUUCUCGAACCUGCGGGGCCCGAAGUCCGUGAUGUCUACCAGUUGCUGUAGUCAAGAGGUGACCUGGACGUGGAUGCAGUGUGGUCUUGUUCUAUGUGGCGAAGGAUUCCAGAAGGAUGUGACCGCAUGUGUUCCCCCGGGACACG
Balaenoptera acutorostrata (minke whale) is the source of this 993-nucleotide messenger RNA. RefSeq names its product cysteine rich DPF motif domain containing 1 (gene CDPF1). The record is from RefSeq and is a predicted model, not a curated record. Bases 445 to 879 code for a protein of 144 amino acids. The transcript has 5 exons. Lineage: Eukaryota; Metazoa; Chordata; Mammalia; Artiodactyla; Balaenopteridae.